AUGGAUAUCAACUCAUUGCUGUCGCCGUCGGACUCGCCUGCGGGCACCCCAACGCCCCAGCCCGCCCCUACUAUCCCGUCGCCGUCGCUACUCCGAUCCCCAGGCAAACGUACACGGCGCCAGAUGCCCUCGCGAACACCCUCGGGUCUGAGUCAGCAGAUCAGAUCCUCUCCACAGCCGCCCCAGACGCUUCAGCAGCGUGUGCCAUCUCCAGGCUACGCCCACAUCGCGAAUGGCGCAAGAGCAGUACACAGUUCAAUCGGCACGCCGCAACAGAUAGCAUCCCCUCGCGACGCGCGCAUGACUCCGCCGAAUCCCAUGUACCGGCAAACUUCGACACCGGGUAUGGAUACACUGGCAGACCUUGCCAGCAUGCAACAACAACAACAAGCCGCGCGCCAGAACUCUGUAGUUCACCAACGGCCUGUCACCCUUCAACAUCUUGGACAGAAUCUUUCCGGUGAGUCUGUAGCCAGCAUCAUGUCCGAGGCUUCGCCGCGACCGCGCAACUUCAUCACUCGCUCUUUGGACCAACAGCACAUCGACUGGCUCAACCAACUGGACAAGACACUGUUAGAAAAUCCCUUCGAUUAUUACAGCCAUGUCUCGCUUGUCACUACGCUGCACCAGGGCCUCCAAAAUCACCUUGCGUCGUUCGACGCGGACCCAAACGCAUACGAGCUGGUGCAAACUCUGCGCGAUGCCUACAAAACCAUGUCUGACAAGUAUCCGCUCGGUGAGCUGUUGUGGCACUACCGAUUGAACGACGAGAAAACUCUGGCCAAGGACGUGGAGCAGCGUAUGGGCGUGCUAGAAUUGCACAAGCAAGCCACACAAGAGGAACCUUACAGUGCAAAGCUUUGGGCAGCAUACGGCGAGUAUGUGAGCUACCUAGUCGCUUGCUCUUGGGAUCAAAUACCGCCAGAGGAGUGGCCUGAAGAGGAAAGGCUGAUUGGCCGCGAGCUCUUCAAGCCUCAGUUACUAUUGCACGCGCUACAAGAAGGUGCAGAGAGAGUCAAGUAUAACCUUCAGGAAAGUAAUCUUGUGUGGGACCGCUACCUACAAGUCCUGGAAGAGGAUCUUGAGCGCGAAGGCUUCAGCCAAGAGAAGGCGAAACGAGUAGCCGCCAUUUAUAACGAUCGCCUAGGUCAACCACACGCAACAUGGGCCAACACGCUCAGUAGAUACUCGUCGUUCAACUCUCGCUACAACACGAGUCACUACGAGCAGGUGAUGGAUGAAGUGGUGAAAAACAACACACACAUCAAACAGCAAUAUGCCAACCGCGAAGAAUACGAGUUUAAACUUCUACAGGCCAUCCAAGCGGGCGAUCAAGCCGCCGAAUACACCGCCAUGACACGCUAUCUCAAAUGGGAGAAGAGAACCAUGGGCGUCUACAGCUUCCAUCUUGUCAAUGCACUCUAUGAGCGAGCCACGCUUCGCUUCCCAGUCGAUCCUUCAAUAUGGGAAGAUCACGUCGAGUUUCUUAUCUGGCAAGACAACCGAUCGGUAGAUCUGCUCAACGUCCUGGAGCGUGCGACCCGCCAUUGUCCCUGGUCUGGAUCACUCUGGUCCCACCGAUUGCUAACGCUCGAAUCGGAAAACAAACCAUUCGAGGAUCUUGAGCUUGUUAAACAUACAGCUACUGGCUCUGGCCUCUUGGAACACACCGACUUGGAUGAACUCAUCAAGGUACAACUCGCUUGGUGUGGUUACUUACGGCGAAGAGCUUUUGACGACCCCAGAGCAACAGAAGACGAUGUUGAUGUAGCCGAGGUCGGAAUCCGGUCUGCCCUAGAGUUUGUCCGAGAGGUUGGCAUGAAGAAACAUGGCAGGGAGUGGACGGACCCAAAGUACCGUCUUGAACGUGCUCACAUGAAGUUUUGGCUCCAACGCGGUGAAAUAGAUAAAGCCCGUCAGAUUCAGGAGUCCAUCACACAGUACCAGGAAGACUCAUACGACUUUUGGUAUCGCUGCUACAUCUUUGAGAUGCUUCUGUGGGCGCCACAUGCAACAAGGAACAAGCAGAACGCAGGCCAGCCACUAUUGCCACCGACUCAGGCUACCUCAAUCUUGGAACGUGGCAUGAAGCGCUUGCAAACGAUCGAUCACCCAGAGCUGCUUAUUGACAUGUACAUCAGUCAUUGCGAACAGCAUGAGUCAGCGUUAAAAGUACGUAGCGCGACAAUCGAGCGUCGACGAGCUGAGCGCAUCGUAUCUGUUCGGAGAGAGAAGGAGCGAGCACUCGCGGCUGCUGCAGCUCCACCACAAGAUACACCAGACAGCCAAGUCAUGGAAAGCUCAGCAAAACGGAAACGGGAGGACGGCGAUGAAGAUGCGAUAUUGAAGAAGAGCAAGACUGCGGAAAUUGAAGAAGCUUCCCAUCCCGUCAACGGCCAGGCAAGAGGCGCGAGCGAAGCACCCUCGGAAGCUCGUUCUACUGGCCCGAAACGGGACCGCGAACACACAUCGGUCAUUGUUAAGAAGUUACCACUCGAUACCACACAAACUCGGAUACGCCAAUUCUUUACUGAUGCGGGCACGGUCCGCAAUUUAGUUAUGAAAGAGGAGAAGGACAGUCUCACGGCUAUCGUGGAAUUUGAAUCUCCAGAAGAAGCUGACUACGCUCUGAGUAAGGAGGCGAAAGGAUUCGAAGGCCACAACAUAUCGAUCGAGCGAGGCCAGAGCACGACGCUGUACGUUACGAACUACCCGGCGCAUGCCGACGAAGCCUGGCUACGAAAGCUCUACAGCCCAUUUGGAGAGAUCAUUGGCAUUCGCUUCCCAUCGCUCAAGUUUGACGCCCACCGCAGGUUUUGCUACGUACAGUUCGCUUCAGCUGAACAGGCAGUUGCCGCAACACAACUGGAUGGUACUGAUGUCGAGGGCUUGAAGCUGAUCUCGAAAAUAUCUGACCCCAACGCUAAGAAGAAACGUGAUGGCGCUACUGCCGAGGGUCGUGAGGUCUAUAUAUGGCAUCUCAACUUUAAGGUCAAAGAGAGGGAAAUCAAGGAUGUUUUUUCCAAAUUUGGCAAGAUCGAGAGGACAAAGUGCCCAACCAUCAGGUCUACCGGCAACAAUCGUGGUUUCUGUUACGUCGUUUACGAGACUAAGGAUAGCGCUGAUGCUGCAGUGGCGGAGAUGCAUGAGAAGGAGUUCUGGGGCCUCAAGAUCAUGGUUGAGAUCGCAAGUGAUCGGCCUGCUACGAAGCCAAAGGUGCAGUCGACUUUAGAGAAUCCGGAAAACUCAGCCGCUCGUGAAGUGACUCCUGGACAGAGCAACGCUGCUGCUGAAGCUACUGUCAAGCCUGCUUCUUUCAUGGACCGGUCUAUCGCGAUCCUCAACUUACCCGAUACCGUCCCCGACGUACGCAUCAAGCCGCUUGUCGAGCAGUACGGCUUCAAGAAGAUCAAGCUCGAACCUCACCAUGGCGGUGCGAUCAUCGAAUUCACGACUGUGGAGGGCGCCGGUAAGGCUCAAUUCGCACUUGAGGGUAGGGACUUUGAGGGAAGGAAGCUUCGUAUCGGAACAAUUCAAGACCUCAACAAGCAGAAGGGCGAGUGGAAGGCGAGCAACAGCUUUGUACAGCCGAACCGUGUCAAUCGACCUACAGCUGCUCGUGGUGGACGAGGGCGUGGAAAACCUGGUCUUGGUCGGCCAACCGUUCCCAAGGGUGCCACAACGACUAAUGGCGAGCCGAAGAGUAACGCGGACUUUCGCGCGCAAUUCUUGAAGGAGCCUACGAAGGAAGCAAACAAAGACAAUGACAAAAUGGAAGAGUAA
Molecule: messenger RNA, 3783 nt
Organism: Alternaria arborescens
Lineage: Eukaryota; Fungi; Ascomycota; Dothideomycetes; Pleosporales; Pleosporaceae
Exons: 3
Coding region: 1-3783 (1260 amino acids)
Cellular component (GO): cytosol
Molecular function (GO): mRNA binding; protein binding
Source: RefSeq, a predicted model, not a curated record